AUGUCUGAAGGCGAGAAGGUCCGUACCUCCGGCGAGUCGCCGCGCGAGCAGAGCCUCCCGACUGUCAACCCGGCUGCCGAGAAGCAGCAGGCCCCCAAGGCCGUUCUUCACCCCGCGGUCUACGUAGCCACCUGGAUUACCCUCAGCUCCGGUGUCAUUCUAUUCAACAAGUGGCUCCUUGACUACAAGAACUUUCGCUUCCCUAUUAUCCUUACAACAUGGCACUUGGGCUUCGCCUCUCUCAUGACCCAGAUCCUCGCCCGCACCACCACUGUCCUCGAUGGCCGUAAGAAUGUCAAGAUGACAGGCCGUGUCUACCUUCGCGCUAUUGUCCCCAUCGGGCUUAUGUUCAGUCUGUCCUUGAUCUGCGGCAACGUGACCUAUCUAUAUCUGAGUGUCGCUUUCAUCCAGAUGUUGAAGGCUACCACUCCUGUUGCUGUCCUUCUGGCUACGUGGGGUAUGGGCAUGGCUCCGGUCAAUUACAAGACCCUCAUGAACGUUUCUGUCAUUGUCAUUGGUGUCAUAAUUGCGUCCUUCGGCGAGAUCAAGUUCGUUAUGAUUGGUUUCCUCUUCCAGCUUGGUGGUAUUGUUUUCGAGGCUACUCGUUUGGUCAUGGUGCAGCGUCUCCUCAGCUCCCCCGAGUAUAAGAUGGACCCUAUGGUUUCUCUGUAUUACUUCGCUCCCAUCUGCGCCAUCAUGAACGGUACCGUUGCUCUGUUCCUGGAGGUGCCCAAGCUCACCAUGGGCCAUAUCUACGAGGUUGGAGUGUGGACUCUGCUUGCCAAUGCCAUGAUUGCCUUCCUCUUGAACGUUUCCGUGGUCUUCCUGAUCGGCAAGACCUCGUCUCUGGUCAUGACUCUCUGCGGUGUUCUGAAGGAUAUCUUGCUCGUGGCCGCUUCCAUGAUCCUCUGGAACACCCCGGUCACCGGUCUCCAGUUCUUUGGUUACUCUCUGGCUCUUGUUGGUCUCGUCUACUACAAGCUUGGUGGGGACAAUAUGGCUGAGUACGCCGGCCAGGUCGGUCGCGCCUGGGCGGAAUACGGACAAACCAACCCUGGGAUGCGCCGCUUCGUCAUCUUCGGUGCUGCUGCCUUGAUUUUCUUCCUUUUCCUGGGCUCUAUGGCCCCAACCUACGCGCCCGAGUCCUACCAGAGCGUCAAGGGUAUGAUUGGCGGCGCCACCCCCAGUAACUAA
This is a messenger RNA of Penicillium chermesinum, 1194 nucleotides long. RefSeq lists its product as uncharacterized. The transcript is spliced from 4 exons. Bases 1 to 1194 code for a protein of 397 amino acids. Gene Ontology annotation, cellular component: trans-Golgi network; endosome; Golgi apparatus. The record is from RefSeq and is a predicted model, not a curated record. Lineage: Eukaryota; Fungi; Ascomycota; Eurotiomycetes; Eurotiales; Aspergillaceae. Gene Ontology annotation, molecular function: antiporter activity.